Rana temporaria (common frog) is the source of this 5153-nucleotide messenger RNA. RefSeq names its product gastrula zinc finger protein XlCGF17.1-like. The annotation marks the transcript as partial. Lineage: Eukaryota; Metazoa; Chordata; Amphibia; Anura; Ranidae. The record is from RefSeq and is a predicted model, not a curated record. The transcript has a single exon.
GCCGGACCAUCGUAUUCCUCUUAUCCUGAGGAACCUCAGACUGUGCGAGGCGGUGCCGUCCUUCCAACAGAUAAGAAGUUUUCCUGUAAUGAGUGCGGGAAACAUUUUCGUUUUAAAUCCAGCGUUAAUGUCCAUAAGAAAUCUCAUACAGGUGAGAAGCCGUAUUCGUGUCCUGAGUGCGGGAAAAGUUUUCUACGUAAAGUAGGUCUCACUAAACAUCAGAGGACUCACACGGGGGAGAAGCCGUAUUCUUGUUCUGAGUGCGGGAAAAGCUUUUCAGAUGAGUCCUAUUUUUCCAUACAUCAGAAAUCUCACACAGGUGAGAAGCCGUAUUCCUGUUCUGAGUGCGGGAAAUGUUUUCUCCGUAAAGGAGAUCUCACUAAACAUCAGAGGUCUCACACGGGGGAGAAGCCGUAUCCCUGCCCCGAGUGCGGGAAGCGCUUUUCAGACGUGUCCUAUCUUUCCAUACAUCAGAAAUCUCACACAGGCGAGAAGCCGUAUUCCUGCUCCGAGUGCGGGAAAAGUUUUCUGUGGAGAUCCCAACAUAUCAGACAUCAAAUAUGUCACACAGGCAAGAAGCCGUAUUCGUGUGCUGAAUGUGGGCAGUGCUAUCUGAAUAAAUCGACACUUGUGACACAUCAGAGGACACACACGGGGGAGAAACCAUAUCCCUGUCCUCAGUGCGGGAAACGUUUUUCAGACAAGUCCUAUCUUUCCAAACACCUGAAAUGUCACAUGGGGCAGAGGCCGCAUCCCUGUUCUGAGUGCAAAAGAAGCUUUGCGCAGAAAUCGGAACUUAUCAGACAUCUGAGGACUCACACGGGGGAGAAGCCGUAUUGUUGUUCUGACUGCGGGAAAUGUUAUUCGCUGAAGUCCAAUCUUACCGUACACAAGAGGAGAUCCCACUCAACCCCCAAAGGCGUAUCGGUGUCCCGAGUGCGGGAAAUGUCUUCUAUAUGAGUCAUGUUUUGCCGUACAUCUGAGAUCUCAUGUGGGGAAGAAGCACAGCUUGAUAUACCCCUCAGAAAACUCCAUGGCCGAUCUUCGUAAUCUAAAAAAAAAAAAAACAGUUCAGUAAUCCCGUCAGUGAAGUGUUGUAUAGUGGUAGCUAUUGAUAGCCGUAGAAAAAAUAUAUAUCAUUACCGUUCAUUGGUUGAGUAUAUUUUGUGGUGUAAUCUUUCACAAACACUUAGGGGAUCCAUUUAUAAAAAGAAAAUCGUUGGACGAAUGUUAUAAGUAUUCGCCCAGCAAUCACAGCCGUAUUUUGCCUUCUAUGUUGAUUUCCUAUGAUCGCCAGCUCCACCCUGUGGCCAUAAUGCGUUUUAUUUUUUCUUGAUAUGAGGAUAGGUGGAGCUGACCAUCAUAAGAGAUCAACUAAGCAAAGUACGGUCAGAAUUCGCGAUGGCUGGGCGAAUGCUUGUGACAAUCAUCCAAUUAAUUUUGUUAUAAGGAGGCCCCUUUGUUUCCUUCAUCAGGACUGGCCCCAUUCAAAUCACCGAUAAAUCAUAAUCAUGAGUACAGCAAGCAAUGGAGAGCACAAGUAAAUUAAAGCAACUAUAAGCAAGGGAGAUUAGUUACGGGGACACAGGACGGUAGGGCAAGGGAGUUAUUCACAAAUGAGUCCAGGCAAUAAAGUGGGGGUCCUUUUAUUCCUUUAAAACCAAGGAUCUCCAACCUCGGUCGGCCCUCCAGCUUUUUACGAAACUAUACGUCCCAUGAGGCAUCAUAAAACUCCCGAUGACGUCAGUUAUGACGAAACUAGAAGGGUGUAGUUUAUGCUCAGUUACACCAAGCUAGUUUUGUAUUGCGAUCUGUUUUUCAUCCAGGAUUAUUCUAUCCAUGCCUUGUUGGAUUUGUGACAUUUUAUAUCUUUAAUAAACCAUCGAGCUUCACAAAUGAGUCCAGGCAAUGAAGUGGAAGUCCUUUUAUUCCUCUAGAACCAGGGAUCUCCAAACAACGACCCUCUAGCUGUUUACGGAACUACACAUCCCAUGAGGCAUUGUAAAACUCUCCCGAUGACGUCAGUUAUGACGAAACUAGUAGGGUGGAGUUUAUGCUCAGUUACACCAAGCUAGUUUGUAUUGCGAUCUGUUUUUCAUCCAGAAUUAUUCUAUCCAUGCCUUGUUGGAUUUGUGACAUUUUAUAUCUUUAAUAAACCAUCGAGCUUCACAAAUGAGUCCAGGCAAUGAAGUGGAAGUCCUUUUAUUCCUCUAGAACCAGGGAUCUCCAAACAACGACCCUCUAGCUGUUUACGGAACUACACAUCCCAUGAGGCAUUGUAAAACUCUCCCGAUGACGUCAGUUAUGACGAAACUAGUAGGGUGGAGUUUAUGCUCAGUUACACCAAGCUAGUUUGUAUUGCGAUCUGUUUUUCAUCCAGAAUUAUUCUAUCCAUGCCUUGUUGGAUUUGUGACAUUUUAUAUUUUUAAUAAACCAUCGUGGUUCACAAAUGAGUCCAGGCAAUGAAGUGGAGGUCCUUUUAUUCCUCUAGAACCAGGGAUCUCCAAACUUUGGCCCUCCAGCUGUUUACGGAACUACACGUCCCAUGAGGCAUUGCGAAACUCUCCCGAUGACGUCAGUUAUGACGAAACUAGUAGGGUGGAGUUUAUGCUCAGUUACACCAAGCUAGUUUGUAUUGCGAUCUGCAGAUUGUUUUUUAUCCAGGAUUAUUCUAUCCAUGAGAAGAAAAAAUGAAGUGUAGCGCUAGAAGAAAAAACCCUAUUAAGGGGUCUUUGUGUAAUACAAAAUAUCAAAUGUCCAUAUAAACGGCAAACAUUUUUUAAAUAAAUUAAGAGUCCAUGACGAACUUCAAUUCACCGAAGGUAGUGACUUUAAUUACGACACAGUGAUUGAUAGAUGAUCCACCACCAAUUGGUGAAAAUUAUGAGGCUUACCGGAGGGAACAGACCCAAGUAAGCAUAUACUUAUCAGAUCGUUCAAGCUUAAAUGAUGCCAAGGAUCAAGAUGUACUUCCAAUGCUGAAUAGUCAGUAGACCUCCUGGGACAUCCUCAUAGAUAAUGCAGUGAUUUCACAAAAACCAAUUGAAUGGUACUAGUAUAUGUUCUCGAUUUGCACCAUCCGAGGGUAUCACAUUUGUGCAGGUAAGGAAAAAAGAAGAAUAAAAGUGCACAUAGCGUGAUUCUCAAUUAUGGCUCCAGCGUGCAGGGAAAACCGAUCCCGGUACCUACUUCCGGGUUGCGCCAGUAUCCAUGCCUUGUUGGAUUUGUGACAUUUUAUAUUUUUAAUAAACCAUCGAGCUUCACAAAUGAGUCCAGGCAAUGAAGUGGAGGUCGUUUUAUUCCUCUAGAACCAAGGAUCUCCAAACUUUGGCCCUCCAGCUGUUUACGGAACUACACGUCCCAUGAGGCAUUGUGAAACUCACCUGAUGACGUCAGUUAUGACGAAACUAGUAGGGUAGAGUUUAUGCUCAGUUACACUAAGCUAGUUUGUAUUGCGAUCUGUUUUUUCAUCCAGGAUUAUUCUAUCCAUGCCUUGUUGGAUUUGUGACAUUUUAUAUUUUUAAUAAACCAUCGAGCUUCACAAAUUAAUCCAGGCAAUGAAGUGGAAGUCCUUUUAUUCCUCUAGAACCAAGGAUCUCCAAACUUUGGCCCUCCAGCUGUUUACGGAGCUACACAUCCCAUGGGGCAUUGCGAAACUCUCCCGAUGACGUCAGUUAUGACGAAACUAGUAGGGUGGAGUUUAUGCUCAGUUACACCAAGCUAGUUUGUAUUGCGAUCUGCAGAUUGUUUUUUAUCCAUGAGAAGAAAAAAUGAAGUGUAGCGCUAGAAGAAAAAACCCUAUUAAGGGGUCUUUGUGUAAUACAAAAUAUCAAAUGUCCAUAUAAACAGCAAACAUUUUUAAAAUAAAUUUAGAGUCCAUGACGAACUUCAAUUCACCGAAGGUAGUGACUUUAAUUACGACACAGUGAUUGAUAGAUGAUCCACCACCAAUUGGUGAAAAUUAUGAGGCUUACCGGAGGGAACAGACCCAAGUAAGCAUAUACCUAUCAGGUCGUUCAAGCUUAAAUGAUGCCAAGGAUCAAGAAUGUACUUCAAAUGCUGAAUAGUCAGUAGACUUCCUGGGACAUCCUCAUAGAUAAUGCAGUGAUUUCACAAAAAACAAUUGAAUGGUACUAGUAUAUGUUCUCAAGUGAUGAUUUGCACCAUCCGAGGGUAUCACAUUUGUGCACGUAAGGAAAAAAGAAGAAUAAAAGUGCACAUAGCGUGAUUCUCAAUUAUGGCUCCAGCGUGCAGGGAAAACCGAUCCCGGUACCUACUUCCGGGUUGCGCCAGUAUCCAUGCCUUGUUGGAUUUGUGACAUUUUAUAUUUUUAAUAAACCAUCGAGCUUCACAAAUGAGUCCAGGCAAUGAAGUGGAGGUCGUUUUAUUCCUCUAGAACCAGGGAUCUCCAAACUUUGGCCCUCCAGCUGCUGCAGAACUACACGUCCCAUGAGGCAUUGUAAAACUCACCCGAUGACGUCAGUUAUGACGAAACUAGUAGGGUGGAGUUUAUGUUCAGUUACACUAAGCUAGUUUGUAUUGCGAUCUGUUUUUUCAUCCAGGAUUAUUCUAUCCAUGCCUUGUUGGAUUUGUGACAUUUUAUAUUUUUAUUAAACCAUCAAGCUUCACAAAUGAGUCCAGGCAAUGAAGUGGAGGUCCUUUUAUUCCUCUAGAACCAGGGAUCUCCAAACUUUGGCUCUCCAGCUGUUUACGGAACUACACGUCCCAUGAGGCAUUGUGAAACUCACCUGAUGACGUCAGUUAUGACGAAACUAGUAGGGUGGAGUUUAUGUUCAGUUACACCAAGCUAGUUUUGCAUUGCGAUCUGCAGAUUGUUUUUGAUACUCUGCAUUGUCACCCUGUCAAAAAGUUACAUAGGCUUGUGUGUUUUUUCAACCAGACUAGCUAUCUAGUUAGGGGGCUGCAAGGAAUCAUGCUGACACACAAUGGGCAGGAAUGGUCCACCAACGUCACCCUCUGGUAGCUGGUCCGGGACAAUGACAUGCAGCUGAUAUUGUAGAGAGGAGGAGAUCAGCAGCACCGAGAUGGAAGAAAUCACGGUGAUCGUAUGUGAUAAUAACACAUCGUACAGAGCAAACUAUACAUCAGUCGUGGUUUAUGUCUACUUUAAUAAACAGUCAUGUUGUAUUUAG